Molecule: messenger RNA, 603 nt
Organism: Debaryomyces hansenii CBS767
Lineage: Eukaryota; Fungi; Ascomycota; Pichiomycetes; Serinales; Debaryomycetaceae
Product: DEHA2F17006p
Exons: 1
Coding region: 1-603 (200 amino acids)
Molecular function (GO): FMN binding; NAD(P)H dehydrogenase (quinone) activity
Source: RefSeq, a predicted model, not a curated record
AUGGCUCAAAAGGUUGCAAUUAUCAUCUAUUCCAUGUACCACCACAUCGCCACUAUGGCCGAAGAAGUCAAGAGGGGUAUUGAAGCUGCUGGUGGAUCUGCUGACAUCUAUCAAGUUCCAGAAACCUUAAGUGAAGAAGUCUUGACUAAGUUACAUGCUCCAGCCAAGCCAAACUACCCAAUUGCUACCAACGAAACUUUGACCAGUUACAAUGCUUUCAUGUUUGGUAUUCCAACUAGAUACGGUAACUAUCCAGCUCAAUUCAAGGCAUUCUGGGAUGCUACUGGUAGUUUAUGGGCCCAAGGUGCUUUAGCAGGUAAGAUUGCUGGUAUUUUCGUUUCCACUGGUACCCCAGGUGGUGGACAAGAAUCUACCGCUAUGAAUGCUUUAUCUUGUUUGACUCACCACGGUAUCAUUUACGUUCCAUUAGGUUACGCAAACUGUUUCGCUCAACUCGCCAACUUGGAAGAAGUACACGGUUCUUCUCCAUGGGGUGCUGGUACUUUUGCCGGUGCUGACGGUUCUAGACAACCAACCAAGUUAGAAUUAGAAAUUGCCCACAUCCAAGGUAAGACUUUCUACCAAACUGCUUCUAAGUUCUAA